AUGUCCUUUCUCCAUCCAUUCUUUCCUCUCUCUCUCUCUCUCUCUCCAAGCUCUAGAUCAAGUACGACAGCUAGCAGCCAUGACCUGGGCAGCAACGUGGUGGAAUGCUGGUCGUCGUGGACCAAAACUGUGAUAUCCUGUAGCCUACCGAUUGGGCUGAGUGGAUCAGACGUUGUAGAGUCGACAAAGGACGGCACAAAUAGAACGCUCAGGGCCGUGAUGGUGGUCACCACCAUCGCCCUACGUGGCGGUACAGCGUUGGAGGCCCCAUGCGGCAGGCAGGAGUUCGGCGAGUGCCGGCGGCAGCCAUGUGAGACAAGGAGGAUUUCGGCGAUCGACGUCAAGACGGCAGUACAAGAAAUAUCUCCUUACUUAGAGGACACAAGCAACGAUGCACCUCAGGUCAUGUACUUUGAAGGAUGGGAUGGACUGGGUGCUUCUGCGGUGCUUAGAGCUAUUGCAGAGCAGCCUCCACCAUCUUUACGAGAGAAAUUCGACAGGAUCGUCCACAUUGACUGUUCGAUGUGGAAGAGCCGAAGAGCAUUGCAAAGGGUGAUCGCAGACGAGCUCAAGCUCACUCAACAGGUAGUGGCCAUUGACGCGCAAGACGAGGAGGACGAUUUCAGUGGGGUAGACCAUGGCUCCAGAGCUGAGGUUAGAGGCGUCAUGGCCGCAAUAACUCGUUACCUAGUACAGUACAGAUGUUUAGUUGUCUUUCACAAUGGAAGUGAUGGCAUGGUUGACUUGACUAGCUGUGGCAUUCCGCAACCUGAAAUCUUCAAUACUAAGGUAUUGUGGACCUUCAGAGGACGGCUUCGCCUCAAUGCAGGAAUUCAUGAAAACGUAGAUGCUUCACACCUUUAUCUUUUUGCAUACCAUGGCCGUAACAGCAAUUGGAAUGCACACCUUGCAAAAGAGGCUAGAGAAGUCUCUUUGUACACACAUAAGCUUGGCCUUGGUGUUACACCAAAAAUAGCCAUAGAGUGUUGCUUGUACCUAUUGUCAUUGAAUAACCAAGGUAAGAAGAUGAUUGACUACAACUGGGCAACCCAUGCUUCCUGCUACUGGGUUUGCGAUGGGAUCAUAGGAGGAGGACAGGACAACCAGAAAUGGGAGGUUGCUCAUGCUCUGCAGCAGCAUAUAAGACUAGAAGACUACUCAUCCAAUGUAGAGCUUCUGGGGUCUGUGAACAUGUUGGAUCUUUCCUCGAAACAAUGGAUUUCUAUUACUGAUUCAUAUUUCAAAGAGGUUCCUCCAGAGGCAACAACCCUAUUCUAUGGAUCCAAAAAGUCAAGUCCACAAGCAGUAUCACUACCUAGUGACAAGUUCCACAAAGCAGAUCAACUCCGGGUGCUGAAGUUAUGUGGAUGUACCUUCAGCUUUUCAUCACCUCCAUUCCAUUGCUGCCACAACUUAAGAUUCCUUGGACUGGAUAGAUGCAUGGAUGGACUACAACAUGGGGAGGAGGAGGAGGAGGAGAAAACAGGUGAACCAGCGGUGGAAAUUUUUCAGCGGCUAUGGGUGCUAGAUGUAUGCCACACGGAUUGGCCAUUGGCUUUUCCCCCAGAAACAGAAGAGCAAGUGGUGGCUACAGACAUUAGAGAGGUUCAUAUAACCAACGGAAGGAUUUGGACCAGCAACCUUGCAUGGAGACGCCUGCCGAACCUUCACAAGCUCCAAGUGGUUGAGCCCACAAACCCUUGGGAGACAGAAAGAAGAGAUGAAUUCAUGGCUAUGGUGAAUCUGGAGCUCCUUGACCUAUCUGGGAACAGCACCAUACAAGUCUUGCCGAGCCUUUCGGGUGCAACAAGCCUCAAGACACUGAUUCUAGAUGGUUGUGUUGGGUUGGAGCAUGUUGGCCCUCAACAACUCCCUCCAUCACUUGAAUCAUUCUCAUUGAAUACCGCAGGAGAAGAUGAGGAUCUCAAGAAGAAGAAUGUUGAAAUAUCUUACAUCAGCUUGGCUGGGUGUGUAAGAUUAGCAAACUUUAUACUGCGUGGGUCACUGCCAAACCUUGAGGAGCUGGACCUCUCGCACACAGCAAUCAAAAUCCUUGACCUUGGAGAGGUGGUUCAAGUAAAAAAUCUUCAGCGGCUCUUCUUGAUGGGAUGCGGACAGCUCCGCUCAAUUUCUUGGCCCAAAACCAAAAUGUACAAACUAAGGCUGCUGUGCAUUGACACUCGAGCAAGAGGAGGAGAGGUGGACAACAGAAAACCAGCAUGGUCACGUGAUUGUUCUUUGAUGGUCUACCGGCAAGACGAAGUAAAGGAGUAUUGCCAUGCAUCUGUUGCCGUUGCAGACAUGAGGUUCCUUCAGUCCUUGGAGUUUCUUUGGACAUGGGCACGCAUUAUUCGAUGUGAUAAGUGGAAUCUCUGCUUGUCAUCUACCAGCGAUGAUGAUGGAAGAGGCUGCCACAAGGAAAAGAUGGGCAGUCAUUAUAGCACUGGACAGCUAGCUGCUGCUUUGUCUAUGCCCAAGUCAUUAACCUACCAUGACAUCAGCAUUGAACAGAUAUCUGCAAAGAUCGAUAUCAGCAGUAGCAGCAGCUCAGCGCAAUUUCUGCCACUAGACUUGCACAUGGACAUUGGCGAGGGAAUUAGUGACGUCACCGACAAGUCCAGCACGCGGGCAAGGGAUGCAAUACGUAGUGUGAUGGACAGUGUGCAGUCGUUGCACGUGCACGACAGUUCUUCCAUCACCAGUGUUGCCCCUGAACACACUUUUGGGACAAAUAUAAUGAAUGGGCUCAAGUGGUGCUGCGUGGAGAGAUGCCCCAAGUUGGAUACUGUCUUCGCCACUAACUAUUAUUACAUAUGUUUCUCUCAGUUGGAAAUCUUUUGGGCGGCUCAUCUCUUGAUGGCCCGUUCUGUUUGGAGCAGACCAAGAGAUCUAAGUUUGGAUUCAGGUGAUUUAUCAUUUACACGACUGCGGACUAUUCGUCUGCACUUCUGCCCGAGGCUCAUAUAUGUCCUCCCAAUGGCUUCGAACAAUACCUUAUCCAAGGUGCUGGAGACUCUCCACAUACACUGCUGCGGUGAUCUCAAGCAGGUCUUCCUCGUGGAGCAAGAGUUCCUAGAGAAAAUAGCGGCCAGACAUGAAAAAGGCAUGCUGGGAUUCCCAAACCUCAAGAGCCUAUACCUGUAUGAUCUCAUCAGUUUGCAACAGAUCUGUGAGGCCAAGAUGUUUGCUCCCAAGCUCGAGACCAUCUAUAUCAGAGGCUGCUGGGGUCUGAGGCGUCUCCCGGCCACUGACAGUCGCCGCCGUGAAGAUGGCCGCCCUGUGGCCGUGGACUGA
This is a messenger RNA of Miscanthus lutarioriparius, 3294 nucleotides long. NCBI's taxonomy places the organism in Eukaryota, Viridiplantae, Streptophyta, Magnoliopsida, Poales, Poaceae. The record is from the annotation of a GenBank genome assembly.